Molecule: messenger RNA, 913 nt
Organism: Caenorhabditis elegans
Lineage: Eukaryota; Metazoa; Nematoda; Chromadorea; Rhabditida; Rhabditidae
Gene: Y48G10A.1
Product: S-formylglutathione hydrolase
Exons: 3
Coding region: 6-848 (280 amino acids)
Biological process (GO): formaldehyde catabolic process
Cellular component (GO): cytoplasm
Molecular function (GO): S-formylglutathione hydrolase activity; hydrolase activity, acting on ester bonds
Source: RefSeq, marked reviewed
AGAAAAUGGCUGCCACUUUGGUUUCGAGCAAUAGAAGCUUCAAAGGACGGCAAUUUGUGUACAAACAUGCCAGCUCGACAACUCAAUGUGAAAUGACAUUUGGAGUGUAUAUUCCGGAUCACAAGCCAGACGAGAAGCUUCCAGCGCUUUUUUACCUUUCCGGCCUCACCUGCACCCACGCGAAUUUCAUGGAAAAGUCGGGAUUCCAGCAAUUUGCCUCUAAGCACCGUCUCGUCGUUGUUCACCCGGAUACAUCGCCACGUGGAGUCGAUGUGGACGGCGAUUCGGAAAGUUGGGAUUUCGGAAAGGGAGCCGGAUUUUAUGUGAAUGCUACUGUCGAGAAAUGGGCGAAAAACUAUCGAAUGUACGAUUAUAUUGUGAAGGAGCUGUUGGAAGAGGUGGUGCCCUCCGUUGCGCCGAUUGAUUUGGCGAAAAUUGGAAUCUUCGGUCACUCAAUGGGCGGCCACGGAGCUCUAACAAUCGGUCUCAGGAAUUCAUCGAAAUUUCAAUCAAUUUCCGCAUUUGCACCAAUUUGCAACCCAAUCACCGUUCCAUGGGGCCAAAAAGCACUAACCGGAUACCUGGGUGACGAGGACAAAUCCACGUGGAAUCAAUAUGACGCUUCUGAAGUACUAAAAGCCUAUUCCGGCCCGAAACGCGAGAUUCUCGUCGAUCAAGGUGCGGCCGACAAUUUCCUGGCUCAACUCAAACCAGAAACGCUGAAAUCGAAGGAAAACGCGGAGAUUGUGGUCAGAAUGCAAGCGGAAUUCGAUCAUUCGUAUUAUUUUAUCGCAAGCUUCAUGGCUGAUCAUUUCGAACAUCAUGCAAAGAUUUUGAAUAAGAUUUAAUUGAGGAAAUAUAUUUAUUUAUAUUUAUUUUAUUUUCGUCACUUAUUUAAAUUUAUUUAAAUUUC